CUUAAUAGUGGGGGUGUUUUUAGAAGCAAAGGGAUUUUUGGAUCAAUACUCAAUUUAAUUAGAGAUCAUAAAUCUAACAAUACUGAGGAGCAGAUGCUUCAGAACACAUCUGAAGUGGCUCUGAUGGGCAAAUGGAACAAUCUAUCCACAGGAAGACUUUUACUUUUUAAACACAGGCAGAUUAAUUGUUGAUUUGCUGGGCAAAUAAGGGCUUUUUUCUGGAUUUAUAUAUUGUUCUUCUCAUUAGUAAAACUAGAUAUCUGUAGUCAUUUUUAAAGUAUCAUAUUAAGCUUGGAGGUUUAGCUCAAGGCUGCGAUUCCCACAGGUCAAUGAUGUUUUUCUGUUUUUUAAAAAUUACCAUUUUUACAUUUGUUGUCUUAAUUUUGGUCGUUGUUUCCUUCUUUUUGUAUUGCAAGACAAGAUAAAUGUUAAGUGCCUUCUGUUUUCCACGUCCUUCAUUUUACACUCACAUAUUUUCCUUUUUUUUUCUCUAAAUGAAAGUAUUUGUUUUCUUUUUGUCUCCUUCCAUUGCCUCUGAUUGUCUUCAUAUUUCUGUAAGGAUCACAUGCCCCUCAUCAGCACAAGGAACAUUUCCUUUCAAGGAGGAAAGCAAAGACCACACAGGGAUGUUCCCACUGAAUUUAUUUACUUCCUUGUAUUUCUUUCAUCUUUAUGUCUCAUAGGGACAAGGUUUAGUGCUGGAUUUGAUGUUAGGGUCUUUUCCAAGAAUUCUGUGAUUAUUUUUGCCUGGUUUGUGUUUACUUUGUAUUCACAAAACCACAGUCAAGAGUGAAGACAAAGUUCAUCAUCCUCUGAUCAAUGUCUCUUAACUAUCCUUAUUUUCUGACAAUAUCUUCUCAUCCUUUCAAAGGCUGAAAUACUGAAUUUAAAAAUUCCCUCUCUUCCUUUUCAGGUGUUUCUUACAGAAUUCUCUCUGCCCCAAAAAACCUAUGACUUGUGUGAUGCUUGAUUAGUUCUUUCACAUAAUUUCCCUUUUUUUUUUUCCUGUUUGCCAUUAAAUUACCUAAACAUCCAUAUUUGCUAUCCAAAAAAUGUCACUUGUCCUUAUCUCAAAGGUUAAACAGUUGGGCAGCCCCACUAAAAAAAAACCAAAAAUCCUAAAGACUGACUUCAGAAUGAAUCUCCCUUUCCAGCCUUUUGUAAUUUGGAUUCUAUUCCACUUCUAAAGAAUUGACAUAAGAAAGAAAAAGCAAGAAUAUUGAUUUAGGGUGGCUUUGAAAAUACUGAAAGCCCACAGAUCUCCCAGAGGGCUGACUCUGACUGCUACAGGUAUCCUUCCCUUACUCCUGGCUCUGCAGAAUGUUCCAUCCUCCAGGAUUUUGGGAUCCAUCUCAACUUUUCAUCUCAACUUAAAGAGAAAAAAACCCCACAAAACACUCUGUUGGAUAUAAAAUAAUGGAAUAUACAUUUCUUCCCUGAAGCAUCUGGUCACUGUCAGAGUUAUCCCAUUACAGAGCCAUGCCAAUGUCUACCUUUCUUCUAUUUUAGUUACUGGUGCUUGGAGGCAACAAGUACAAAAAUGAAAUAGAAGCAGAAAUCCCCAAUUCUGCCCAAAAGAUUGAGUUUUGAGGAAAAGGCUGUUCUAAUCCCCCAGCCCUUGCCUUGCAGAAUUUUUCCAUGAGGUACAAAUUCAUGCCAACACUGUCUGUUGAGUGAUGGGUAUAAGUUGAUAAGCUACUAAGAAAAGCUUAUAAUAUCAUUUAGUUAAAUAUUUUCUAUACUGUUUAACUUAAAACCUUUCUACAUUGGAGCCGUAACCUUUCAUCCUACUUAACUCAUGAAAUGCAAAGAGGAGGCUUAUUCAGUGCAUCAAGAAUUUUAAACAGAGCAAGGACGCAGAACAAGAGAUUUUGUACGGAAAAUUGGGAGGAGUGGCUGGAAAGAGCCUUCCCUAUCUUGGCUUAGCUGCUGGAAUAAAUUAAACACUAUUGAAGAUCUCAGCCGACGCCUGCUGUGGAAAUGGGAACUGUCCUUUGCCAGGUUCUUGCAGCCUGCUCUGAGGAGGGGACUGUACCGAUGACUGCAGAGCUUCCUUCUCAAAAUUCUUCCAUGAUCUCCAGGAAUAAGACUAAAAGAAAUCUCAUCUAACAGGCACGAAUUUGAAAGCGUCUUGUCUUCUAACAGGCUUCCUGAUUCCAGCUUCCACCCAGAAGGGAAAACAGGACAAUCUGUGUAUUGCACUCCUACGUGCAGCGCUUUGCUUUGGGAUUAUCCUCAUUGUUUGAAUACAAAAACCCCGUUAUAAAAAUGCUGCGAUAUCGACUUAACAUCAUUAAUCCUACACCGCGGAGCUCCGGAUCUCUGCCGUUCCCGUUCAGGUGGCGCCUUCCCUCCUCGCACACAAAGCAAACGUUCCUCUUACUCCCCGCCUGGAAUGGAGAUUUCUUCCCACCAGUCUCACCUCCUGGAGCAGCUGAACGAGCAGCGGAAGCAGGACUUGUUCUGUGACUGCAACAUCCUGGUGGAGGGCAAGGUGUUCAAAGCCCAUCGCAAUGUGCUGUUUGCCAGCAGUGGCUACUUCAAAAUGCUCCUUUCGCAGAGCUCGAAGGAGACGAGUCAGCCAACAAUAGCCACGUUCGAGGUCUUCUCUCCAGAGACGUUCAUGGUCAUCCUGGACUUUGUGUAUUCAGGGAUAUUGUCUUUAACGGGUCAGAAUGUGAUCGAAGUCAUGUCAGCUGCCAGCUAUCUGCAGAUGACAGAUAUCCUCAAUGUCUGCAAGACCUUCAUUAAGUCCUCAUUGGAUAUUAAUGAAAAGGAAAAGGAUCAUUACCUCAGCCUCUCGGCCAAGAGUGAGAGCACUGAGCCCACCCCUGCCCGCCCGGCUCUUUAUCGCUCCAGAAGGAAAGCAAAGAGCAACCCCCGGCGCUCCUACUCCAUCCCGGAUGAAAAACCCAACGGGAAUGAAAACUCCUGGAGCAGUUACAGCAGCUACCUGUCCUCAGAGGUGAUCCUGCAGCGGGCAGAGACGCAGCUGUCCAGAAGGGGCAGGAAGCAGGGCUCCACGAGGAAGCGCCGCAAGCACCUGGGGCUGUCGCAGAGCUGGGAGCUGGGAGGGGGCAAAGCGGAGCGAGCCGGGGCCUCGGACCCUGCUCACAUCUCCCACGGAGCAGACGAGGCAGAGUUCGAUGCUGAGAACGACGUGGAUCAGGAGGACUUUGGAUACCAUCCCGGAGCAGAGGCCGGAGCCAAGAGGUGGUCGGUUGCUCAGCUAGAACAAGAACUUUCCAGAACUCCUGAGUUCAUGGAGUUAAAGGCAGAAGAACUGUACACCUCAAUGCCCACAAUUUUAGGGGUAAUGAGUAGCUGGAAUGAAGGUGGCCUGCCCCGCACGCGGUUCAAGUGCCCGUUCUGCACGCACACGGUGAAGCGGCGGGCGGACCUGAAGCGCCACCUGCGCUGUCACACCGGGGAGCGGCCCUACCCCUGCGAGGCCUGCGGCAAGAGGUUCACCCGCCUGGAGCACCUCCGCAACCACUUCCAAACGAUCCACCAGGCUGGCAAACUGAUCUGCAGGAAGUGCAAGCGCCAGGUGACGGAGCUGACGGGCUGCGUGGUGCAGCAGGGCACGCGGCGCUACCGGCUGUGCCACAAGUGCCUGGCACACGCCAGCUUCCACAGCGGCCCCGAGGACUUCAGCGCCUCUCAGCAUUCUCCUGUCUCCUCCACGGGAAACAAAGGCCCCAAGUGGGAUUUGGAGGAGGAGCAGAAAUUAGAUGAAGAGACAGUGGAGGAGGAGGAGCCCUAUAAUUUGGUUGUCCGACACAAUAACGAUGAGAUUCCAGAUGAGGUAAAGGAAAAGGUGAAGCCAAACCUUAGGUAG
Molecule: messenger RNA, 3841 nt
Organism: Passer montanus (Eurasian tree sparrow)
Lineage: Eukaryota; Metazoa; Chordata; Aves; Passeriformes; Passeridae
Product: zinc finger and BTB domain-containing protein 8A-like
Exons: 4
Coding region: 2396-3841 (481 amino acids)
Biological process (GO): regulation of transcription by RNA polymerase II
Molecular function (GO): DNA-binding transcription factor activity, RNA polymerase II-specific; RNA polymerase II cis-regulatory region sequence-specific DNA binding; protein binding
Source: RefSeq, a predicted model, not a curated record